CAAUUUAAUAAGAUCUUUAUUUUGUUAUAUUCCUUUCUCAUACAUAUUUUGAAAAUUAUUUUUUUAAGUUCGCGCAGUUACGUAUGGCAGUUUUCCUGCAGAUGUCGAUCAUAUCGAUCUAUUAGGUAUAAUUAGGUAUAAUUUCUUGAUGUAACUUCACUUAUAAAGUGUGAAAUAUUUUUUUUAAGUACUUAAUAAAAGUAUGCAUUUUUAUAAUAUACCUAAUAGUACAAAAGAUUAAAGGGGUUGAAACCAUAAUUCCUUAUAUGUGUAUAUGUACCUAUAUGAAUAUUUGUAUAUUGAAAGAAUCAGAAAGACUGAAAUAUAUAGUCACUGUAUCUGUGGUACUAAUUAUCAGUAAGAAGUAUUUAUUUCAUUAGCAUAUUAACAAUGACAUCUUUAUUGAUCAAUAUAUACGACGUUAUCUUAAUUUACAAUGCAUGACGGCUGCAAGAAUCUUAUCAAUGAUACGAUGUACGCAAAAAAAGAAUUUCCUCAGAUAUAAAGGCAUCUAAGGAAUCUGCGUAAGAAAUUUCUACUGCUCCAAAUAUGUGUAUAUUAUUUAUUUAUCGUAAUCCUGACUCUAAUCCGGAGUCCUAUCGUCUAAUUGUGGCAUCGAAUCGAGAUGAACAUUUCAAACGUCCGACAUUGGUAGCUCAAUACUGGAAAAAUCAUCCAGAAUGUUUAGGAGGAGUUGAUAUGGAACCCGGUAAAGAAGGUGGAACAUGGCUAGCUCUAUCAUUAAAAGGAAAAGCUGGCGUUGUACUAAAUUUACCUGGUGAAGAAAGUGCAUUUGCCACUCCUAAAAAGGGUCGUGGGUCAUUAGUACCUGACUUCAUUACUUCAAAUGAUUCCGCAGUUUCAUAUUUAAAUAAAUUACACAAAGAAAAUAAAAGUAGUCAACCGUACAAUCCAUAUAAUUUGAUUUUAAUUAAUUUAUACAAUGCAAAUGUCAAUUGUCUCAGUAGUUCCACGAAAUCAAUAGGACCUUCUACAACUCAGGAUGCAAUAUCAGGUUUUAGCAACAGUGACUUUGACAUUCCCUUUAAAAAAGUUGAAGAAGGAAAAGAGAAAUUCAAAAGUAUCGUAAUGAAUGCUACAGUAUCAGAGCAAGCAGAUCUUAUUGAGAAGUUGUUGACAUUUUUAAAGUCAAAAGAAAGAUAUUUACCAGAUCCAGUACUGCAACGACGUUCAGCAAAAUACGAAGAACUUAGUUCAAUUUUUAUAUCUGGCAUAGAAUACUGUACAAGGACUCAUUCGAUACUGUUAAUAAAGGGAAACAAUGAAAUAACAUUUGUUGAAGAAACACUUAUGCCGGAUUUAACAUGGAAACGUCAAACAUUUAGUAACAAUUUAAUAUAAUUUAAUGAAUAAUUAGAUAAUUUAAUUUAACGUAAGCAAAAUGAAUAAUUGUGGGAAUGAAAGGAACUUUAUUGGGUCCACUUUACUCAUAUCUUUGGGACAUAUACCUUGCUAGUAUAGUUGAAUAUUAGCCAUAUUAUUGAUAUUUUCGAACAUUUACAAUGGUAAUGAUAUUUCUUAUUUUUUAAAAAUAUAUUAUGUAUGAAUGAGAAUAUAUAUUUUACUAAUGCAAUGAA
Megalopta genalis is the source of this 1598-nucleotide messenger RNA. It is a transcript of the gene Tango2, whose product is annotated as transport and golgi organization 2. Gene Ontology annotation, biological process: protein secretion; Golgi organization. The record is from RefSeq and is a predicted model, not a curated record. NCBI's taxonomy places the organism in Eukaryota, Metazoa, Arthropoda, Insecta, Hymenoptera, Halictidae. Gene Ontology annotation, cellular component: Golgi apparatus.